CAUUUAGUCAUCCCAAAAAUGUAAAAGAAGCUAUUGAUGCAGCUAAACAAGUUGAAAGUGGAAAACCUGAGAGAAGAAAGCCAAAAGAUGAUAGAAAUCCUACAAAAGUUUGGGAUACAAAGGCUUGGGAUAAAAAGGAU
Molecule: messenger RNA, 140 nt
Organism: Funneliformis caledonium
Lineage: Eukaryota; Fungi; Glomeromycota; Glomeromycetes; Glomerales; Glomeraceae
Source: the annotation of a GenBank genome assembly